AUGGAUGGCCUUGGGUGCGGCCAGUCCCGGGGCUCUACCAGACCCAGAAGCAAGGGCCGGGACGACCUCCCGCUCCGGCCUCAGAUCCCCGUGCAGGAGAAUUCCAGCUCUCACAUCAGCGGGUUAACCUCAGAGUCGGCUUCGGGGAGAGGCCCACGUGGGGUGCAACAGGCAGCGUCCCAUGCGGCCAGGCCUUCCACGGAAACCUCGGGGUUCCGCAGCGGCAGGAAGCGCACCGCCCAACCUCAGCAUGUCACCUCGCGGAGGAGGAGCCAGGUGGGCCGUCGCCGCUCCGGGAAGGGCAGCCGGGCCCGGGGCUUCGGGGCGUCCCCGAGGGGACGGCGGGGCCCUGGCACCAGGCCCGCGGGGUCCGGCGCCCCGGGACUCUGGGGGGGGAGGAGCCGCGCCCCCGCCGACUGCGGGCUCCCGAGGGGUGCUGGCCGCCAGCGGGCGGGCCGUCAGCUGCCCGGCCCGUCGCCUCGCUCCCCGCCCCCCGGCUUCCUGCGGAGGCCGCGGCCGCCAUGUUGUUGUGGGGCUGAGGCGGCGCCGCGGAGCCCGAGCGGCCGUGACAGGCUGCGCAACAGGUUCGCUGUCGGCGGCCUGGAGACGAACCGGGCGGCGGCGGCGGCGGCCGAGCAGCGUCUCCCGGCGUCCGCCCGCGGCCGCGCUGCCGGUGCCGAGGGGCGCGGGGUCGCGUGUGACGAGCGGCAGGCGCGGCGGGGGCGCCAGGUGGGUGAGGCGGCCGGCCCGGGCGGCGGGAGGGCGCGGGGCAGGUGCUGGCGCCGCCGCUGCCGCCGCCGCCGCCGCCGCGCUCGCCGCGGGGAGGCUCGGCGGGCCGGGCCGGGAGGCGGCUGCGCGCCCGGGCCGCGGCGGACCGGCCCUCGGGAGCCGGAGCUAGCCCCCGGCGGGCUCGGCGGCGCCGGGCGGAAACCUCCGCUCCCGGUUCCUGCCCCCGCGGCGGGGCCCCGGGCGGACGCCGAGCGGCCGGGGCCGGGGCCGGGUCUCGAGGCCCCCGGCCUCCCCGGCAGGUGCGGGCGGCGCGGAGGGCCGGGGGCGGCGCGGCCCCUUGUGUUCGGGGUGUCGCCAGAAGACGGCCCGUGGGGGCCCCCGCACGCUUCCUCGGGUCCCCCCCCCUUUUUUCCCCUCACAGAGUUGGCUUUCCUUGGUAAUGGCUGGUGCGGAAUGUCAGUGUUUACUUUGCUUAUUACCCCUGAGAUGGGCGAGGUGUGA
Nyctereutes procyonoides (raccoon dog) is the source of this 1230-nucleotide messenger RNA. Its product is annotated as collagen alpha-2(I) chain-like. The coding region runs from base 1 to 1230 and encodes 409 amino acids. The transcript has 2 exons. Lineage: Eukaryota; Metazoa; Chordata; Mammalia; Carnivora; Canidae. The record is from RefSeq and is a predicted model, not a curated record.